Messenger RNA from Oncorhynchus masou masou (cherry salmon), 1720 nucleotides. Its product is annotated as opioid growth factor receptor-like. Lineage: Eukaryota; Metazoa; Chordata; Actinopteri; Salmoniformes; Salmonidae. The record is from RefSeq and is a predicted model, not a curated record. Gene Ontology annotation, cellular component: membrane. Gene Ontology annotation, molecular function: opioid growth factor receptor activity.
GUCAGCUUUUCCGAAAGGGGGGCGGGGCAGGGCCUUAUAUGCGUCGCGGAAGUUAGAGUAACAGUGAUCCAAGGUUUUUCCGCCCCUGGUUGCGCAAUCGAUAUACUGAUAAAAUUUAGGGAGUCUUGUUUUCAGAUUAGCCUUGUUAAAAUCCCCAACAACGAUGAAUGCAGCCUCCGGAUAAAUGGUUUCCAGUUUGCAAAGAGUUAAAUAAAGUUCGUUCAGAGCCAUCGAUGUGUCUGCUUGGGGGGGGAUAUAUACGGCUGUGAUUAUAAUCGAAGAGAAUUCUCUUGGUAGGUAAUGCGGUCUACAUUUGAUUGUGAGGAAUUCUAAAUCAAGUGAACAGAAGGAUUUGAGUUCCUGUAUGUUUCUUUCAUCGCACCAUGCCUCGUUAGCCAUAAGGCAUACACCCCCACCCCUCUUCUUACCAGAAAGGUGUUUGUUGCUGUCGGCGCGAUGCGUGGAGAAACGGGUUGGCUGCACCGCUUCGGAUAGCGUCUCUCCAGUGAGCCAUGUUUCCGUGAAGCACAGAACGUUACAGUCUCUGAUGUCCCUCUGGAAUGCUACCCUUGCUCGGAUUUCAUCAACCUUGUUGUCAAGAGACUGGACAUUGGCAAGAAGAAUGCUAGGAAGUGGGGCACGAUGUGCCCGUCUCCGUAGUCUGACCAGAAGACCGCUACGUUUCCCUCUUUUUCGGAUAUUUGCCAUUUUGUGAACUCAUGGAGUGAAUGUGUUUUCAGUCAAACAAGUUUAACAGAUUCAGAAGUGCAGCAAGAGAUAUGCAAAUGUACAGGCAUCAUUAUCCAGGGCAAGAAUCAAAUUUGUACUUUGGCGGGCAACAACAAGUAAACAAGUACUCAUCUCUUUAUGUAGUACAUGGAAAAGCGGGAUGAUUUGAGUCAUAAUUUUACUGGCCAAUUCCUCUGAGAUUAUUGUACUGUUUUAAUACAGCUCUCUGAAAUAUCCUCAUUUCUGAAUUUGCAUUACUUUCCCCCCUUGAUGAAAUGCCUAAUUUACAGUUCUACCGUGGACAAUUACCCUCCUCCCCUGAUGGUGUCUUCAUUGAGGACUUUCACAAUAAAUGGCACAGGAAAUAUUCAAAACUGGAAGAAGUUCACUCAUACAUCCAAUGGUUGUUCCCACUUCAAGAACCAGGAAUGAAUUAUCAAGCCAAGGAACUCACCAAGAAGGAAAUUGAGGCUUUCCUUGAAGAUGGCACAGCAAAGCAGAGGCUGGUUGCAUCCUACAAGCUCAUGCUGGACUUCUACGGCAUAGAGCUGUCAGACAUAACAGGGGAAGUGAAACUUGCGAACAACUGGCGUGAGAGAUUUGACAACCUGGAAACAAACACACACAACAACCUGCGCAUCACCCGCAUCCUGAAGUGCCUGGGCACUCUGGGGUUCACCCACUACCAGGCCCCACUGGUCCGAUUCUUCCUAGAGCAGACUCUUGUCAAAGACAAGCUGUACAAUGUGAAGGAAAGUGCCCUCAACUACUUCAUCUUCGCUGUCAUUGAUAAGCAAGAGCGCAGGAAUUUAGUUACGUAUGCCUACGCACACUAUGAGCCCAAACAUGAGUUUGUGUGGUGCCCCAAGACAAUCCAGAGUAUAUGGGGUGGCAGGGUAGCCUAGUGGUUAGAGUGUUGUACUAGUAACCGAAAGGUUGCAAGUUUGAAUCCCCGAGUUGACAAGGUACAAAUCUGUCGUUCUGCCCCUGA